AUGGAUCAUCAGUAUAUCGUGCUGUUGUCAAACCUUUUUAGUAAGCACGGGCAGGUGAAUGUUACUCUUUUUCGAGAUUUUCUGGUGUGGAAGGACAUUGAGAAGAAGCGGAGAAGUUCUGUCAGCACUUCACCAACAGCGCGUAGUCACGCCGUUCAAGUGUCUGAAGUCGUCGCCGUGCACAAGACGGACACAAGCGACAGGAGCAAGGAGGCGAAGCAUGUACAACUCAAUCCUCAUGCAUUUACAGUUUUUUACAUAAAGAGGAGCACGCAGCAUCACUGGCGGUGCGACCAGGUCACCUUUUACUGUGAUCAUCUGGGACUUUGCCAGCAAUGGAUUCAAACCAUCAAUGAUCAACUGGCAGUACAAACCAAUCGCCCCAAGAGCCUGCUGGUGUACAUCAAUCCCUACGGCGGCAAGCGUCAAGCCAAGUACAUUUAUGAUCAGAAGGUGGCGCCGCUGUUUUCCCGAGCCUGCAUCGCCACCGACGUGAUUGUUACAGAACGGGCCAAUCAUGCAAGGGAUCACUUGAAAACAGAAGCAAAUCUAGACAAAUACGAUGGAGUGGUGAGUGUAGGCGGAGACGGCAUGUUCAGUGAGAUCCUACACGGACUGGUCGCCAGGACCCAAAUUGAGCACAGCAUAGACCUCGACCAACCCGACGCCCGAUUGGUGCCGUGCUCCCUCCGCAUCGGGAUUAUCCCUGCAGGCUCUACAGAUUGUGUCUGCUUCGCCACAGUAGGAACCAACGAUCCUGUUACGUCCGCUUUGCACAUCAUUGUUGGCGACUCCCAACCCAUGGACGUGUGCUCGGUGCAUAGCGACGAUACGUUUCUGAGAUAUUCAGUAUCGUUGCUGGGUUACGGCUUCUACGCCGAUAUUCAGACCGACAGCGAGAGGCAGCGGUGGCUGGGUCCUGCUCGAUAUGACCUAUCAGGAGUAAAGAACUUUCUGAGUCACAACUAUUAUGAAGGCACCGUCUCAUUCGUUCCGGCGGAGGACGACGUAGGGAACCCCAGGGACAAGGAGCUGUGUCGGGCCGGGUGCAAUGUGUGCCAGCGCCAGACCUCAUUACAGGAGAUCCGCGAUGACGAACCGUCGCACACAGGUAAAGUUUUUGACACUUGGACGGAAAUCCGCGGAAAAUUCAUCGCCAUCAACGCCGCCAACAUGAGCUGCGCGUGUCCCCGCAGUCCGCAGGGCUUGUCGCCCUCCGCCCACCUUGCCGACGGCACCGCCGACCUCAUCCUGGUGCGCAAGUGCUCCCGCUUGGACUUCUUCAAACACCUCCUCCGCCACACCAACAAGGAAGACCAGUUUGACCACUCAUUCGUGGAAGUCCACCGUGUACGAAAGUUUCGCUUCCAGCCGCGCCAAAAUGAGACCGUGUCGCUGUCGGACCUAAGCGGGCCCCAGAAGGAUCACAUUUGCUCCAGGAACACACCGUGUCGCUACGGCAACUGCAUCUGCAGCCACUGGACGUGCGAUGGUGAGAUCCUGCCUCACGUCGCCAUCCAGGUCAGUGUCCAUUGCCAGCUGAUCAGGCUGUUCGCCCGCGGCAUCGAGGAGAAAAACCACAACCAGAGUCCUGUGUGGCUUCUGGAAGCAGACGCAUUCCAAUCUGUGGGCUGA
Messenger RNA from Nerophis lumbriciformis (worm pipefish), 1635 nucleotides. Lineage: Eukaryota; Metazoa; Chordata; Actinopteri; Syngnathiformes; Syngnathidae. The record is from RefSeq and is a predicted model, not a curated record.